AUGAAAUGGGAGAAGUUAAAGCCUCCGGAGCCAGAUGAUCCCAUGUGCUGCUGCGAGUGUGAUAUCUACCAGUAUGGAUGCUGCUGUGACUGUGAAGAUCUGGACGAGGCCUUUAACAGGUGGCUGAAACACAAACCCCCUCACGGCGGAUGUCACUCUCUUGUUCUCGGAGCUCUGAUUGACAACCUGGAGAUCUCCAUGAUCCCGGCCCUGGUGCUGCUGCCUCUGCUGCUCCGAGCCGCAGCGCUGCACUACCUGCUGGGCAUCAUCAUCCUGACAGCCCUGCCCGGCCUGGUCCUCUGGUACUACUACGCCACGCACCGCAAGAGGAGACGCACCCUCUUCUUCCUCACUCUGGCGCUGUUCUCUCUGGCCUACAUGUAUUACCUCUUCAUCACAGAGAUCCUACCGCGUGGGGACAUCAGCCACCUGCAGCUGUGCACUGUGACUGCUGGGAUGAUCCUCACCAUCGGAUCUCUCAUUCACACCAAGAGAGGCCCAGGGUUUCACAGCACCUCCUGUCACAGCCAGAGUGAGGAGGUUAACAAGGACUCUACACAUCUAAAUGGAUCCAGCCAAUCAGGGGUCUACUCCACCUCUCCUCCUGCCCUGACAGAAAAGUGGAGCAGAUGCUGUGUGUGCAAAACAAUGCGACCCCCGCGGGCCGGACACUGUCGAACCUGUGGAUCCUGCGUCAAGCGUCUGGACCACCACUGUGUCUGGAUAAACAGCUGUGUCGGACAGGCAAACCACCGCAGUUUCCUGCUGACCCUCUUGGUGUUCGUGCUGACCUCUCUGUAUGGGAUCAGUUUGGUGCUUUGCAGCAUCUGUCCUCGGCAGUAUGUCAUGACGGCUCUCUUCUACUGCCCCGGUGUCUACAGCCAGUCCAGCUCAGCCCUUUGCUUCACGUGUGCGUGGUACAGCAGCAUUGUAACAGGUGGAUUGCUUUACCUGCUCCUGGUGCAGGUUCUAAAUAUCAGCUUCAACGUGACGGAGCGGGAGGCUCAGCUGGCUCUGAGGAACAAAACGGGCCAGAGCCGCCUGUGGGGACUCGUCAUCCACACAGGAGAGUAUUCUCGGGGCUUCUGUCAGAACUGGGUUGAGUUCCUCAGCAUGACAGAUGCCUCAGUGUCUCCUCGCUCCAGCCUCACUGACUUGGUCUAG
This is a messenger RNA of Limanda limanda (common dab), 1164 nucleotides long. Its product is annotated as palmitoyltransferase ZDHHC23-A-like. Lineage: Eukaryota; Metazoa; Chordata; Actinopteri; Pleuronectiformes; Pleuronectidae. The transcript is spliced from 4 exons. Gene Ontology annotation, cellular component: Golgi apparatus; endoplasmic reticulum. Bases 1 to 1164 code for a protein of 387 amino acids. The record is from RefSeq and is a predicted model, not a curated record. Gene Ontology annotation, biological process: peptidyl-L-cysteine S-palmitoylation; protein targeting to membrane. Gene Ontology annotation, molecular function: protein-cysteine S-palmitoyltransferase activity.